Trematomus bernacchii (emerald rockcod) is the source of this 1483-nucleotide messenger RNA. RefSeq names its product cell wall protein RBR3-like. The record is from RefSeq and is a predicted model, not a curated record. The transcript is spliced from 12 exons. The coding region runs from base 1 to 1014 and encodes 337 amino acids. Lineage: Eukaryota; Metazoa; Chordata; Actinopteri; Perciformes; Nototheniidae.
AUGAUUGUUGGAGAGCAAGCUACUGCCACCGAGUCUUCUGAGGCUGAGAUCCCCAGUACUAGUGAGCCAGCUCCUCAGAGAUCUUCAAUCUCCAACACACAGGUUGGAGAGCAAGCUACUGCCACAGAGUCUUCUGAGGCUGAGAUCCCCAGUACGAGUGAGCCAGCUCCUCAGAGAUCUUCAAUCUCCAACACACAGGUUGGAGAGCAAGCUACUGCCACCGAGUCUUCUGAGGCUGAGAUCCCCAGUACUAGUGAGCCAGCUCCUCAGAGAUCUUCAAUCUCCAACACACAGGUUGGAGAGCAAGCUACUGCCACCGAGUCUUCUGAGGCUGAGAUCCCCAGUACGAGUGAGCCAGCUCCUCAGAGAUCUUCAAUCUCCAACACACAGGUUGGAGAGCAAGCUACUGCCACCGAGUCUUCUGAGGCUGAGAUCCCCAGUACUAGUGAGCCAGCUCCUCAGAGAUCUUCAAUCUCCAACACACAGGUUGGAGAGCAAGCUACUGCCACAGAGUCUUCUGAGGCUGAGAUCCCCAGUACGAGUGAGCCAGCUCCUCAGAGAUCUUCAAUCUCCAACACACAGGUUGGAGAGCAAGCUACUGCCACCGAGUCUUCUGAGGCUGAGAUCCCCAGUACUAGUGAGCCAGCUCCUCAGAGAUCUUCAAUCUCCAACACACAGGUUGGAGAGCAAGCUACUGCCACAGAGUCUUCUGAGGCUGAGAUCCCCAGUACGAGUGAGCCAGCUCCUCAGAGAUCUUCAAUCUCCAACACACAGGUUGGAGAGCAAGCUACUGCCACCGAGUCUUCUGAGGCUGAGAUCCCCAGUACUAGUGAGCCAGCUCCUCAGAGAUCUUCAAUCUCCAACACACAGGUUGGAGAGCAAGCUACUGCCACCGAGUCUUCUGAGGCUGAGAUCCCCAGUACGAGUGAGCCAGCUCCUCAGAGAUCUUCAAUCUCCAACACACAGAGGGUCAAGUCACAUCCACUCAGAUGGAGGAGAAUAAAACAACAAUGAGAGAUGGGAGCAAUACAGAUGAAGCAUUGCAACAGGGCCCCAUGACACCUCCACCAGCCGUUCAACCACAGACCCAGAGAAGGCAAAAAGGUCAACUUUUUAGACCAUACUUUGUUACUGAAUGCUCUUCCAUGGUUGAUGUAAUGUUUCAUGGUUCUACACUGACAUCUUUUAGAUCUGCUUGUGUAUAAUGUCAACUCUUUUGAAUAUAUAACAUUACAUUUUGCAUCCUCUUAUUUGCUCUCUCGCAUUUUCAGUUACUGGUGUAAUAUUGAAAGCAAUUUUUCUUUGUUUCAAUCCAAUGUAAAAGGGUUAUUUUAAACGCAUUAGAAAAUGUAUACCUAGUUUAGCACCAGGCUUAUGCAGUUAGUUUUGGUGCGUUUAUUUGUGAGGUUUUGAGAUAUUCUCCUCUGAAACUUUCGCAAAAAAAGCUUCCGUCCACACGCAAUAGACACCGGAUAGUGUCUUG